This is a messenger RNA of Microcebus murinus (gray mouse lemur), 4463 nucleotides long. RefSeq names its product synaptogyrin 1 (gene SYNGR1). Lineage: Eukaryota; Metazoa; Chordata; Mammalia; Primates; Cheirogaleidae. The record is from RefSeq and is a predicted model, not a curated record. Gene Ontology annotation, cellular component: neuromuscular junction; synaptic vesicle membrane.
CACGCUGAACCGGUCUCGGUCGUGCGCGGUCGCCGCGAGCUGGGGGGCACCGCGCGGGUGCAGCCACGAUGGAAGGGGGUGCGUACGGAGCGGGCAAAGCCGGGGGCGCCUUCGACCCCUACACCCUGGUCCGGCAGCCGCACACCAUCCUGCGCGUCGUGUCUUGGCUGUUCUCCAUCGUGGUGUUCGGCUCCAUCGUGAACGAGGGCUACCUCAACAGCGCCUCUGAGGACGAGGAGUUCUGCAUCUACAACCGCAACCCCAGCGCCUGCAGCUACGGCGUGGCUGUGGGCGUGCUCGCCUUCCUCACCUGCCUGCUCUACCUGGCCCUGGACGUGUACUUCCCGCAGAUCAGCAGCGUCAAGGACCGCAAGAAAGCCGUCCUGUCCGACAUUGGUGUUUCGGCCUUCUGGGCCUUCCUCUGGUUCGUGGGCUUCUGCUACCUGGCCAACCAGUGGCAGGUGUCCAAGCCCAAGGACAACCCGCUGAACGAAGGGACGGACGCGGCCCGGGCCGCCAUCGCCUUCUCCUUUUUCUCCAUCUUCACUUGGGCGGGCCAGGCUGUGCUGGCCUUCCAGCGGUACCAGAUUGGCGCCGACUCGGCCCUCUUCUCCCAGGACUACAUGGACCCCAGCCAGGACUCGAGCAUGCCUUACGCCCCAUACGCGGAGCCCAGUGCCGGGCCGGACCCCGCCAGCAUGGGUGGCACCUACCAGCAGCCGGCCAACGCCUUUGACGCCGAGCCCCAGGGCUACCAGUCGCAGGGCUACUGAGCCACAGUGACGCCUGCCCCCUGCUGCCCCUACCCCUCUACCUCUGCCCCCUCCCUCUGCACCCAGCGCCCUGCUCCCUCCUGGGCUGCCCUGCCCAGCAGCUCAUCAGCCUCGGAUUUGCCCCACUGAGGUCCCAGGUAGCUCGGGAUGGGGAUGGGGCAGCCAGGUGUUGGGUGGUGUCUACAUGUGUGUGCAAGUGUGUCUGGGGGCGUGUGCCCAGCAAGGGCCUGGAGGGUGGGGCCCGGGGUGUUUGCAUCAUUCAUUGUGUCAUCCGGCAUUCAUUGGGCACCUGCUGUGUGUCAGGCCUCACACAGAAUAUGAAAGAGGCAGAAAUGGUCCCUGGAAAGGGGAAAGAUGAGACGUGGAGGACACCGUGGUGGCACCAGAGGUAGGAAUGGUGGGAAAGACAGACUGGAUGACACGGGCUCAGUCGCAGGCAAGUGUGAACACCUGCAGGACACUGGGGCUGUCACCCCUAGAGCCAUGUCGACUUCCCGGCAGUCCUGCUAGGAGUGUCAGGGCUAUCUCCAUUUUAUGGCUGAGGAAAUCGAGGUGUGGAGAGGUCAGAGUCACUCGCCCAGGGUCCCCCAGACAGCUCCUGGUGGAGGCGUGGUUGAGGUGGCCCAACAGCAGCGCGCCUGCUCCUCCCUGGCCUCCUGCCUCCUCCUCCCCAAGCUUGGGGCUCCACUGCUGAGUGUCACUGUCGUGGGAGACCUUAGGGACCUCAGUCCUAUGAGACACCCUGAUUCUGCUGCCAGCCAAGGCCUGUUCUGCCCCAGCUGUUCCCCUCCUCCCGGGGACAGCCCUGCCUCGGGUCCCUCUGUCCACAUCCCCACGGCCCCUGCCCCUGGCCGCCUCCUCGAGGGCUCGCCACGCCCGCUUGUCCCGUGCACUGCUCUGCGCUCUGCGUGUCCCAUGGGGAGCUUGUUCCAGGGUACUCCAGCGACCCUCUGGUGGCCUCCCAAAGGACUGGUCACCAUCCCUUCCUCUAGGAGGACUCCCUGAGCCCUUGCCCAGGGCAGGGUGGAGGAGGAGGCCCAGAUGGGGGUGUGACUGGCCCAGGGGCAGAGUGAGCGAGUGGCAAAGCAGGGCUUGCUGCCCAGGUUUCUUGGUCCCAGUCCCCCAGCAGGUGCCCCUGUUCUUUGCCCUUGUGGCCUCCCUGGAGACAGAACGGAUCUGGGGCACUAUGUCAUCUCUCCCAUCAUCUAGGGCCAGUUAGGGGCUUGGUGGUGCAGCAGCCAAGGGCACUCCAGAAGGCCCCCAGAGAGUCAGCCUCCCUGUGGGAGGCAGAGCAGAGAGGACAGGGCUUCGGACUCAGCCAGGUCAGCUUUCGAGCCGCAGCCACGGGGGUGCACCACCCCCAAGAUGACACGGGUUGGAGCCCCUGGUGCAUGGUAGGCCAGGGAAGACCACAGGCUGUAGGGGAGAGUAUAGCAGGUGACCCCAAAGGCACAAAGAGGUCUGUGGGGCUUGAGGGGCAGUGACCCCUUCUGAGCAGGGGCAGGGAGGAAUUCUUGCACAAAGUGGGCUCUUCCCUGAGCCUUAAGGGACAGGGAGAGAGCUGGGGGCCCAUCCUCCUGUCUGCCCAGCAUCCACUGGCCAGUCCCUCAGGGAGCAGAGCGGGGGUUGGGGGAGGGUUGGGCACCGUGCUGGGUGUGUCCACCACCAUCACUCCAAGCCCCUCCUAAGAAUCCUAGGAAGCAGGUGCUCGUUCAUUCAGCACUUUCAGGGCACCUAUGCUGGGGAUCAGCAGGUGUGUAUGAAAAGUUCACAGUCCACCAGGGAAGAUGAGCACUAGACAAAUAAUGGUAAAGAGUCCAUUGCAGGUGGGAGGCACUAAACAGGUGCGCGGCGGGCCUGAGCUCCCCUGAGUACAGGCCUAAGGGUGGGCAAGAGUUAAGAAGGAACUUCUAAGCAGAGAAGUAACAACAUUGUCCUCAUUUAACAGAAGGGGAAACUGAGGCUCUGUGAGCAUAAGCAAGUUAGCAGUGGGGCACAGAUCUGGACUCUGGUCUGUCCCAGUCCUCCCAAGGGACAGCAGUAAUGGAAGAGGACCCCAGACAGCUGAGUGGCAGCUGGUUGUUGUUGACGUCCAUUUUCCACAUCAGGGAAAGGAGUUCUGUCUGUGGUCCCCCCCAACGUGGCCCACGUGGGGACAGAUUGAAGACAGGUUAUCUGCUGGCCUGAGCAGUGAAACCUUGACUAGGCCAAAAGUGAGGGUGGGUGCAGGAGUGUUUCUGGCAGAAUGAGGCUCUGUACCCACUGCAAGAGGCUGUGAGAGGUGCUGCCCCUUGCCCACUCCCACCAAGAGCCUGCCCUGCUAAUGGGCGUUAGGAGACCCCAGGGUGGGGCCCAUUUCUCCCUGGGCACCAACCAGCUGCUGGUGAUCCUGGGUCACAGGGCAGGUACCUGUUAAGCUUCGCCCAAUCCUUGGUGUUUAUUAUAGAUCCUCCCGCCAACCCAGGCUAGGAAAGUUUGCAAGCCUCCGUCCGGGGAAUGGGGGGUGCUGAGUCAUCUCACUCUUCCCAGUGUGCGGCCCAGAAGUGCACCCCAGGCACAAUCCCACCGGGCUGGGCUGGGCUCUGGCAGGGACCUGCCCAUGGUGGAGAUGAGAAACAGACAAGGUGGGAGAUGUCCCAGGGUAGGAUUUGGAUGAGACCCAGGGCUCCUGACUCUGCCACUGGGAGGUUAAUGGGGAAGCCCACUCCUGUUGGCUGAGGACAGCCCCUGAGCCCCCGGUCAGCACUAUCCAGUAUCCCCUUGCCCCUCUUCGCUGCCUUCUCUGCCUCUCCCUUGCUCCCAAACAUUUCCUUGCAAAAGGGCCCCCCUUCAGCCUGACCUUGCAGAGUUUGGGCUCCCUCCCCAUCAAGCACAAGAAAGGGCCCAGGAAACUGGGUUUUCCACACAAGUUUAGAGCUGCAAAGCCACUUAAGCAGACAGUGGCUUUGCCAAGGUCAAGCACAGAAUGAGAGUUGGGGAGCCAGGUUUGCUUUCUGAGUUGGCACUUACCCAGUGCAAUCACAGACCGUCUUGCCUGGGUGUCUCCCGAACCACCUGGGGGUGUAACCGUUGAGGGGCCAAUUCCCAGGGGACUGGCAUCAGUUCCCCACCCAUCCUUCCCUAGUGAUUCUUGAUCUUCAAAGACUCUUGGGGGUCCCAGGUUCCAUCAUGUAACCAAGAGCCCUCCCCUGUUAGCCCUGGGGGACCCCCAACCUUGGCCUGAGACCCCUUUGAUUCCUAAGGAGCACGAAGGGGAGCACCCUCCCACGAAUUUAUGGGAGGACGAGCUAAUCCAGCUGCCUCCCAGUGCUGCCCCAACCUGUCUCUCCCCAUCCCCCGGUGUCCGCAGCCCUUGUUUGGGUACCCUGGCCUCUCCUGCAGCGUUACUGCCUGUGUAUAGUAUAAAUAUAUAUAUUUUCUAUAUAUAAAAUGUAUAAUAUAAGGCUCCACAAAUAUAUCUGUGUGUGCGUGUGUGUGUGUGUGUGCAGUGAAGGGCGGUCCCCAUCCUAGGCCCCCCCCACCCCGCUCCAGAACCCCCAACACCUGGUUAAGUUUCUCAAGAGUGAAUCCAGUGGCCCUGUGGCACCCUCCUUUAUGACAUCCAUCCAUUUGUGGUGAACCAAGUGAAGGUGGUGACUUCUGGUGACAUAGUAAUAAAGUGAAGACUCAGAACCCACCAGCAGACUGCAA